UUUAUUCCUUUUAUCAUGUCAUAAAUAUUUUCCCUCAGUGCACACUUACUCCAGCCAAGCAAAUCGACGGCGGUGGAUGAGAAGUCUUUUGGUGACACCACCUGGCAAAUUGAUUCAAAUGCUCAUCGACUACGCACCCGAACGGAUCUGCCAGCGGAGAGAUGAAGCUAUUGUACCUGACAUGUGCCCUCCUGGCCAGCUGCGCCGUCAUCUGGGCCGCCAGUGGCGAGGAGGAGUCGGAGCAGGAGGAAGGACCGGAGAAGCUUGCCAAGCAGCACGAAACACGGCCGCAUCCUGGACAAGGAUUCAAGCUGAUAUCCUUCGAUGCAGUGGGAAAACACAUAGCCCUGGGUCUGGACUAUCUGGUGCCUUUCCUGGAGGUGCCUGUCAAGCGAAAGCACAAUGCUCCACCAAAGCCUUUGGUUGUAGUGAACUCCGCUGCUGUUGUAAGCUGCGGUCUUGUGGUGGCCGGUGGAGUCCUGGUGGGUCACCUCAUCCGAAGCCUGGGACUGGAGGCCAUCACAGGAGAUGACCAGCGUCCCGUUUUCGGGAAUUCUUCUGCACACAAGCCGAAGUCUUCAGAGGAAGAGGGGUCUUCAUCCACACCAGCACCUAGUUCUACUAAUGCCACCGCCAGGGGACUUUUCGAUGAUAACCACAGUUUGCCGGGAAUCCUGGACAACUUUAAGCUAAUUUACCGCAAUGAAACUGGAGAUCGAGUGGCCACCACUCUUCCCAACAUUCUGGGCAUGAUUGAGCGGACCUUUCUCAAAAGCGACGUUGAUCUAACCGCCUGUCUCCUCAAAUCCAUUUGCACUUUGACCCACAACGCAGGGGAAAAGGUAAUCAAAGGACAGGCUUCGGACUUCGAGCAUCUGCUAGAUGGAGCCACCAAAUGGUCCUGGCUGCUGUCCUGGUUGGAUCAGUCCGCUUUUCGAGACGCCAUCGAAGCAGGAAAGGCGAACUUGCCCCAUCACUGCGCCAUCAAAUAUCCGGAAUGCAAGUGGGUAGCGCCUGAAGAGCAAAUCAUGGAGUUGUGGCGAAAUAACGUACAAUUUAAAUAGCACAUUUAUUUAUCUAGUGUAUUAAGUAAAUGUAUUUAUUCUUUAUUACAAUUAUUUCCAUGAGAUACCAUAUUUUACAUACAUUCUACAGCGUUUGUACACGCA
Drosophila yakuba is the source of this 1169-nucleotide messenger RNA. RefSeq lists its product as uncharacterized. NCBI's taxonomy places the organism in Eukaryota, Metazoa, Arthropoda, Insecta, Diptera, Drosophilidae. The record is from RefSeq and is a predicted model, not a curated record. The transcript is spliced from 3 exons. Bases 162 to 1064 code for a protein of 300 amino acids.